AAUCUGAUGUUUCCCUUUUUUUCUCUUGACACUAAGUUUUUCCCGCCAGCGCCUGAUGUUUGGGUGCUGCUGAGAGACGCGUGAGUCUGUCUCUGCUAUCUAGUCACCAUGUCCAAGCAAAGCACAUUAUUCAGCUUCUUUACAAAAUCUCCCCCGGUUUCUAGCAGCAGUAAAUCUAAAUCUGGGGGAAUCUCAACAUCACCUACCGAGGCUGAUGUCCCGUCAUCUGGGGGAAAUAAAUCCAACUCGUCUCCUAAAGAGGGAGCUAAACAGAGACCUGAUGGAGGGAAGACUCCACGAGCAGCUACCCCAAGCAUUGUAUGCAAUUUUACACCAGGAGACCUUGUUUGGGCAAAAAUGGCUGGUCAUCCUUGGUGGCCCUCUCUCGUUUACAACCACCCAAGAGAACAAACAUUCAUCAGAGGAAAGGGCAAGUCUCUUCAUAUCCAUGUGCAGUUCUUUGAUGACUCCCCAACAAGAGGAUGGAUAGGUGCCAAAUAUAUGAAACCUUAUGCAGGAUCCACAGCUGUUGAAGCUCAAAAGGGUGGCAUGUUUUUCAGUACAAAACCUGAAAUACCGAAGGCAAUGAAAAUGGCUGAUGAUGCUAUGAAAAAAGACAAAGAUUCACGUCUUGAAUUAGCAGUGUGUACGGAACCUUCUGAUUCAGAGGAAGAUAUGGAGGUAGACGAAUUUUCUUCUGCAAGUGAUGGGGAAAGUGAAGACAGAAAAACAAACAGACCAGUUCGUCAAAGCCAUGCUAAUGGAAAGGCCAAAAAAAGAAGAAUUGUGAUUGAUUCUGAUAGUGAAGGCUCAGAUGAUGAAUUCAAACCAGAUGUCAAGGAUUCUUUAAGCAGUGAUGAAGCCAGUAGUGGUGUGGAUGAAGCACAACUGUCAGAACCAGCUUCUGAAACAGAAGAAAGUCCUGUCAAAGUACCUGUAAAGCGCAAGAGAGCGCAGAUGGAAAAGUCUUCUGGUCCAAAAAAUAGUUUACAAAAUAGUCUCUCAGAAACACCCAAAAGAAUAACGAACGUAUCUGUAGAAGCAAAGUUAAAGUUAUCAACAUUUUCUGCUCCUGAGGCAUUUGAAUCUCAGACAAAUAAUGGUGUAGCAAAUGAUGUUUCUGUGUGGGAUCACGAGAAGUUAGAGUGGCUCCAGGAGGGUAAAAGGAAGGAUAUAAAAAGAAGAAAGCAGUCUGAUGAAGACUAUGAUCCUUGUACGUUGUAUGUCUCAGAAGAUUUCCUUAAUAAGUGUACCCCGGGAAUGAGAAAAUGGUGGCAGCUUAAAUCUCAAAAUUUUGACUCUGUCAUAUUCUAUAAGGUUGGAAAGUUCUAUGAACUGUAUCAUAUGGAUGCUGUUGUCGGAGUUAAUGAGCUGGGACUGACAUUUAUGAAAGGCACAUGGGCUCAUUCUGGUUUUCCGGAAAUUGCGUUUGGUCGUUUUUCUGAUGUUCUUGUACAGAAAGGAUACAAAGUUGCUAGAGUAGAGCAAACAGAAACUCCAGAAAUGAUGGAAGCGCGUUGUAAGUCAAUGUCACAUCCUACAAAAUUUGACAAAGUUGUAAGAAGAGAAAUAUGCAGGAUCAUUACUAAAGGGACACAGACAUACAGUGUUUUAGAUGGCAGCCCAUCAGAAAGCAACAAUAAGUACCUUCUUUGCUUCAAAGAAAAAGCGGAGGAUACGUCUGGACAGCAAAGAGUGUAUGGUGUCUGUUUUGUAGAUACUUCUGUUGGUAAGUUUCACAUUGGUCAGUUUGCCGAUGAUCGUCAUUGUUCCAGGUUUAGGACUUUAGUAGCUCACUUUCCUCCAGCUCAGAUCUUAUUUGAGAGAGGAAAUCCUUCUGUAGAAACCAAAAAAGUUCUUAAAAGCUGUGUCUCAACUUGCAUUCAAGAAAGUCUGCAACCUACAUCUCAGUUUUGGGAUGCAUCAAAAACACUAAAAGUAUUAGCUGAGGAAGCUUAUUUUGUAGACGAAAAAGAGAAUUGUGAAAAUAGCACUUUACCUUUUGUUUUAAAAGACAUGAUUUCAGAAAGUGAUUCUUUAGCAUUAACUCCAGGGGAAAACAGUGAAUUAGCACUUUCAGCACUAGGAGCAUGCAUAUUUUAUCUUAAAAAAUGCCUUAUAGAUCAAGAGCUGCUUUCCAUGUCAAACUUUGAAGAAUACAUUCCUGUGGAUAUUGCUAUUGAGAGAGCUCCAACUUCAAGUAGUUUCUUUGCUAAAUCGAGCCAGCGCAUGGUUCUUGAUGGUGUGACAUUAGCCAAUCUAGAGAUUUUACAGAAUGGGACAAAUGGGUCUGUAGAAGGGACUCUGUUAGAAAAAUUAGACGCCUGCUUCACUCCCUUUGGAAAACGCCUCCUGAAACAGUGGUUAUGUGCACCUCUUUGCAAUCCCUUCUCAAUUAAUGAUCGUCUUAAUGCAGUAGAAGAUCUUAUGUCAAUCCCAGACAAAGUAUCUGAAGUUGGUGAGCUGUUGAAGAAACUUCCUGACCUUGAAAGGCUUCUUAGCAAAAUACACAGUAUUGGCUCUUCACUAAAAAGCCAGAACCAUCCAGACAGCAGGGCAAUCAUGUAUGAAGAAACAACCUAUAGCAAAAAGAAGAUAGCGGACUUCUUAUCUGCACUGGAAGGGUUUAAAGUAAUGAGAGAGGUCACUAAUAUAUUUGAAGAUGUCAUUGAUGAGUUUAAGUCUACUAUUCUUAAGCAAAUUAUUGCUCUUAAAGGUAGAACUCCUGGAGGACUCUUCCCAGAUUUAUCAGCUGAACUGAAGCGUUGGGAUACCUCUUUUGAUCAUGAAAAAGCUCGUAAAACUGGAGUAAUUACUCCCAAAGCUGGCUUUGAUCCAGACUUCGAUGUAGCAUUACGAGAUAUUAAAACUACUGAUCAGAGUCUUAAUGAGUAUCUGGAUAAGCAACGCAAAAGACUUGGCUGUAAAAAUAUUGUUUAUUGGGGAACUGCUAAAAAUCGUUUUCAGAUGGAAAUUCCAGAGAGUGUUACAGAACGUAAUUUACCAGAAGAGUAUGAAUUAAAAUCUACAAAGAAAGGAUACAAGCGUUACUGGACAAAGACAAUUGAAAAUAUGUUUGGUGAUCUUGUAAAUGCAGAGGAGCGAAGGGAUGCCGCGCUAAAAGACUGCAUGAGAAGGCUGUUCUAUAAUUUCGACAAAAAUUGCAAACAGUGGCAAACUGCAGUGGAAUGCUUUGCGGUUUUAGACUGGUCUCCUAGUUGUUAUGGCACAGCUUGGAUGUUAUGUCCCAGCAGAAGAAUGCAGGCUAACUCCUGUUGACAGGGUUUUUACUAGGCUAGGAGCAUCUGAUCGAAUAAUGGCUGGUGAAAGCACAUUUUUUGUGGAGCUGAGUGAAACCUCAAGUAUACUUCAGCAUGCAACAGAACAUUCCCUUGUGCUUCUGGAUGAACUUGGAAGAGGCACGGCUACAUUUGAUGGUACAGCUAUAGCCAGUGCAGUUGUCAAAGAGCUCUCUGAAAACAUAAAAUGUCGAACUUUGUUUUCAACACAUUAUCACUCUCUGGUAGAAGAUUACACUCAUGUUCCAUCUGUACGCCUAGGACAUAUGGCCUGCAUGGUUGAAAACGAAUGUGAGGAUCCAAGUCAGGAGACAAUUACCUUCCUUUACAAGUUCAUUAAGGGAGCAUGCCCCAAGAGUUAUGGCUUCAAUGCUGCAAGGCUGGCUAACAUUCCUGAUGAUAUCAUUCAGAGAGGUCACAAAAAAGCACGUGAAUUUGAGAGAAUCACACUUGAAGUGAAAAUCUUUAGGGAACUCCAUCUCUUGCUAGAGAAGCCUUUCUGCAAUUGGGAAGCAGUCAAUAAACUGGUGAAGAUGAUUUAAUAAUUUGUAAAAUACAGGUUGCGGUUUCUGGCGUUUAUUCACAAGGCUGGUAUUCACACAUUAUGAUCUAAUAAACUUUAUUUUUUAAAAAUGA
Molecule: messenger RNA, 3935 nt
Organism: Bombina bombina (fire-bellied toad)
Lineage: Eukaryota; Metazoa; Chordata; Amphibia; Anura; Bombinatoridae
Gene: MSH6
Product: mutS homolog 6
Biological process (GO): mismatch repair
Cellular component (GO): nucleus; MutSalpha complex
Molecular function (GO): mismatched DNA binding; ATP binding; ATP-dependent DNA damage sensor activity
Source: RefSeq, a predicted model, not a curated record